AACAUAGACUAAUUCUCAACAACAGGACUGCCUGGGGUUGAGCUGCUGUGCAGGGUGUGAACCCAUGUGGCGUGUGGUGACCCAGCUGCCCAAGAGGGCUCUGGUUUUAGAGGUGCAUUUGUGGGGUCUCUUCCUUCACUUGCUGUCUCAGGGGCUUUGGGCUCCCUUGCUUUGCCUCCUCAUGCUUCUCCGAAUGAUGUAUGUGUGGGUGCAGAAGGGGGCCAGGGUUGCGUUCACAGCCGCUUGCCCUGUGGGCUUUAGGGCCCAAGUCUGUAGUAUUUAUGUCUUUCUUCAGGGGGUUGCCUGGGCUGCACAGCUGGUGGGGAGCGGGGUGACCGUGUUCACACAGCUCUUCUGUGUCUUGCUAGAGACUCUAACACACAUUCCGUUAAUCCCUCUGUGUGAGUCAUCUGCCAGGUGGCUGGUGCAGGCAGGUGUGUGGGCUAGCAGAGGCCUGGCUCAGGUGUGGGGCAUGAAAACAUUUGUCCAGCCAUGUGCCCACUCUCUCUUCCUGGGCAUGUGCCUGUGCAUGCACAUCUGCUUUGCUGCCAUCAGCUCCAAGGUCCAUGUGAGAGUACAUGUGCCCUUCCAUUUCUCACUGCCUGUUAGGGUCCAUGCACCCCUGAAUCUGGGUGUCAAAGUGAGACUGCAGGGCAGGAGGCCUGAAGGGACUGAGGAGGGGGCAGGGGCACCUAGCAGGGAGAUUGGGAAGGAGCAGAGGCUCCACACAUCCAGAAGCCUCCAGCCUACAAGAAGAAGGGAGGUAUCACGGAGCAGAGGUGCACUCAGUCCAGGUGGGUAGGUGAAGGGGCCACUCCUUUCCCCUUGAACUUGUCUUCAGCCUUGCGGGCAGCACCUUCUCUGGACAUCAGGCCAGGCUUAGAGCUGCUUCUCCUCCUAUGAAUGGGGUAUCUUUGUCUAGACUGAGUGGUCCCUGAGGAACCCUUCGUGCCCAUGCAGGAAGAUGCAGGCAGCUUAAGUCCUUGCUGCCAAUCCAAUGAUGAUAGGCUUGUUCAGGGCAGCGCUGAGCCGGGGGCCUUCUCCACACCACCUGCCUCCCUUAGCACAUCUGCCUUCCUGUGUCCCUUUGGGCCUCGCAGCCACUUCCCUCCCUCUCCUUCCUCUUCACUCCUCUCCCUGGCGGGCUCUGCUUCUUUGGCCUCUCGAUGAUCUAGUUCCUCAGGCCCACAGUGAAUGUUUCCUUCUCUUACCCUAGGACUUCAUUCAGCAGUCUCUUCCCCAGCAUCCCUACCACCCCCAUGUCCAAGUCCCCCAGGUGUGCCACCCUGUGUCUAAGUCCCCUGGGUGUGCCACAUUCUGCUGACCUCCCGGCUCUU
Messenger RNA from Nannospalax galili (Upper Galilee mountains blind mole rat), 1337 nucleotides. RefSeq lists its product as uncharacterized. Lineage: Eukaryota; Metazoa; Chordata; Mammalia; Rodentia; Spalacidae. The coding region runs from base 65 to 802 and encodes 245 amino acids. The record is from RefSeq and is a predicted model, not a curated record. The transcript has a single exon.